Lodderomyces margitis is the source of this 1284-nucleotide messenger RNA. RefSeq names its product DExD/H-box ATP-dependent RNA helicase (gene DHH1). The transcript has a single exon. Gene Ontology annotation, cellular component: P-body; cytoplasmic stress granule. Bases 1 to 1284 code for a protein of 427 amino acids. NCBI's taxonomy places the organism in Eukaryota, Fungi, Ascomycota, Pichiomycetes, Serinales, Debaryomycetaceae. Gene Ontology annotation, molecular function: RNA helicase activity; ATP binding; mRNA binding. Gene Ontology annotation, biological process: cytoplasmic stress granule assembly; P-body assembly. The record is from RefSeq and is a predicted model, not a curated record.
AUGACUGAGACCCACGACUGGAAACAGAGUCUUAAUCUCCCCCAAAAGGAUACCAGACCACAAACUGAUGACGUCUUAAACACCAAAGGUAAAUCAUUUGAAGAUUUCAAUUUGAAAAGAGAGUUAUUGAUGGGCAUUUUUGAGGCCGGGUUUGAAAAGCCAUCUCCAAUUCAGGAAGAGUCUAUUCCUAUGGCUUUGGCUGGCAGAGAUAUUCUUGCCCGAGCCAAGAAUGGUACUGGGAAAACUGCCUCUUUUAUAAUCCCUUGUUUGCAGUUGUGUAAACCAAAAUUAAACAAGAUACAAGCUUUGAUAUUAGUGCCUACUCGAGAAUUGGCAUUGCAAACGUCCCAAGUUGUCAGAACUUUGGGUAAACAUUUAGGAGUUCAGUGUAUGGUGACCACGGGUGGUACUUCAUUACGAGAUGAUAUUGUUAGAUUAAACGAUCCUGUGCAUAUAUUAGUCGGUACACCAGGUAGAGUUUUAGAUUUAGCGUCGAGAAAAGUUGCUGAUUUAUCAGAAUGUCCCCUUUUUGUCAUGGAUGAGGCCGAUAAGAUGUUGUCGAGAGAGUUUAAGAAUAUAAUAGAACAAAUAUUAGAAUUCUUCCCACCACAUAGACAAGCCUUGUUGUUUUCGGCAACUUUUCCAAUCACUGUUAAGCAUUUCAUGGAUCAACAUUUGAACAAGCCAUAUGAAAUCAAUCUUAUGGAUGAAUUAACCUUGAAAGGUAUAUCCCAAUUUUAUGCCUUUGUUGAAGAAAAACAAAAGUUACAUUGUUUAAACACCUUGUUUUCGAAAUUACAAAUCAAUCAAUCAAUCAUCUUUUGCAAUUCAACUAAUAGAGUUGAACUAUUGGCAAAAAAGAUUACCGAAUUGGGGUACUCGUGCUAUUACUCUCAUGCCAAGAUGCCCCAGCAAGCAAGAAACAAAGUUUUCCAUGAGUUUAGACAGGGUAAAGUGCGUAAUUUGGUUUGUUCGGAUUUGUUAACUAGAGGUAUCGAUAUACAAGCAGUUAAUGUUGUUAUCAACUUUGAUUUCCCCAAAACUGCCGAAACGUAUUUACACAGAAUUGGUCGUUCAGGAAGAUUUGGACACUUGGGUUUAGCUAUCAACUUGAUGAGUUGGAAUGAUAGAUAUUCCUUGUACAAGAUUGAACAAGAGUUGGGAACUGAAAUUAAACCUAUUCCAGCAACCAUCGAUAAGUCGUUGUAUGUUGCUGAAAAUGAAGAUUCUGUGCCUAAGCCAUUCAAGGGUGAGGAUUUAUCCAGAGUGAAGAAUUCUCACUAG